Ylistrum balloti is the source of this 2396-nucleotide messenger RNA. RefSeq names its product NAD-dependent protein deacylase sirtuin-6-like. NCBI's taxonomy places the organism in Eukaryota, Metazoa, Mollusca, Bivalvia, Pectinida, Pectinidae. Gene Ontology annotation, molecular function: NAD+ binding. The transcript is spliced from 6 exons. The record is from RefSeq and is a predicted model, not a curated record. The coding region runs from base 1 to 1386 and encodes 461 amino acids.
AUGUCUGUUAACUACUCCGAUGGUCUGUCUCCAUACAAUCACAAAGGCCGAUGUGGACUACCAGAAAAAUAUGACUCACCUGAGGAAAUCAGUGAAAAAGUCCACCAGCUGGCAGAAUGGGUCAAAUCUAGCCAACACUUUGUGGUACACACUGGAGCUGGAAUCAGUACAGCUGCAGGAAUUCCAGACUUUAGAGGACCUAAAGGUGUUUGGACACUAGAAGAAAAAGGAGAGAAGCCGACGAUCAACGUUACCUUUGACAAUGCACAGCCUACAAGGACUCACAUGGCUUUGGUAGCCCUGGAGAGAGCUGGUUAUGUGAAGUUUGUGGUCAGUCAGAAUGUUGAUGGUCUCCAGAUACGGUCAGGAUUUCCUCGUAAUCGUCUGUCUGAACUUCAUGGAAAUAUGUUUGUGGAGGAAUGUGACAAAUGUGGAACCCAGUACAUCAGAAGCUCUGCUGUACCAACAAUGGGCCUCAAGCCAACAGGGAACUCAUGCCUGAAAACCAAACCUAGGGGAAGUGUGUGUAGAGGCAGGACGAGGGACACUAUACUGGACUGGGAGGAUGCCUUACCAGAAAAUGAUUUAGAUCUUGCAGAUCUGAAUUCAAGGAAAGCUGAUCUCAGUCUGUGCCUUGGGACAUCUUUACAGAUAAUUCCCAGUGGGAAUUUACCGCUGUUAACACGCAGAAAACAUGGAAAUCUUGUCAUUGUAAAUCUACAAGCAACCAAACAUGACCGCCACGCAGAUUUACGUAUUCAUACUUUUGUUGAUGAAGUUAUGACUCAGUUAUGCCACAUAAUGGGAGUGGAAAUUCCAGAAUAUGCAGGACCAGUUGUCAACCUAGAAUCUGUUCAUACUGUAAAGGGAGAAAAGAAAUUGAAAGUUUGUAUUAGAGAUCAAGUCUUGGUAUCAACCAUUGUGAAAACAGAAAUACAAAAACGCAAAAAAACUGGCAUUAAGAGUGAACCUGCUAGGCGAAAUACAGGUACUCUUGAUGCUGGAACUAACUUGGCUGUGAAAUGUGACGUUAAAAGUGAACCUGCCAGACAAAACACGAUUCUUGAUGCUGGAACUAACUUGGCUGUGAAAUGUGACAUUGACUCUGAUGAUCAGCAUAAACAUAGAAGUCCAUCCUCCACAGACAACUCUCUGAUGGUAGGUAAACAGGAUUCAGAAUCUGAAUCAUUGUCGCCACCAAAUACAACGCAGGAGUCUGGCUCACAUGGCCUGCUAACAAAACAGGAAACUAGCUCACAGGGUCUGUUAACAGGACAGGAAACUAGCUCACAGAGUCUUUUAACAGGACAGGAACUAAUUACAGAUAUAAACGGGGGUCAAGACAUUCCCUCAACAAAAUAUAGGAAAGUUGAUCACAUCUAUUAAUGUCUUUUAUUUCUGAUGAAAUCAACAUCAUAGGAUAUUAUCUAUUUUAUUUAUCAUGGUCAGUGUCAACAAACAUCUUAACUGUCUAUCAAAACCUUGUCAGUAAGUAAGAAUCUUAAGGAAUCGCAAAGAAGAGUUCAGAAUGAUCAUAAUAUAUCUCUGUCAGUUAUACACAGGAGACAAAAUUACAAACAUGUCACAGGAUUCUACCAACCAAUGAUUUAUAGUACAAAAUGCAGAUUGUUCCAGAUAACAAAUGUACUUUCUGUCAAAGAGAAGCUGAAACAGUAGGACACAUCUUUUCUAAAUGUUUUUAUUCAGUACAAAUUUGUGAGGAGCUUUAUCACUGGUGUUCACACUGAGACCAAUAUUAUUUUAGAGAAAUUCACAUCUUGUUUGGCAAUCAACGGUUCAGUAAGCUAUUAAACCACUUUCUCCUCCUCACAAAACAUCACAUAUACUACAGUCAAGUUAAUCAUUUAAUACCAAACUUUUUGGUGUGUAGAUAUAUUUUCAGAGAAGUAAUGACUGUUCAAAAAUUUUUUGCCUCAAAGAACAACACUAUGACAGAUUGCGAACAAAAACGGUGAAUUUUUCCAGGUCUCCUUUGAGAUAAUUUGUUUGUAUUUUCAUCUACUGGUAUCAAAGUUCUUAAGUUUUUUGUUUUUGAGGUGUUUUCAUUUAGGCAAUAAAAUGGAGUUAUGUCCCUUAAAAGUCUCCUUUAAUCAAAAGAAAUAGAAACCUCAGCCUUCCCUCUAAUGGCCUCCAUCAGUCCAUAGGCCCUUCUUUAUUAUUACAAGAUAUUCAGUGUGUGUUAUGUGUGAAAGUGGUGUGAAGAAGUUGUAAUAAAAGACGGGAGGUAUUUGGAAAAAAACUAUGGUAAAAUGGACUAGGUAAAAAUUUAUAUUUAGUAUGUGUGAAUGGUGUGUGGUAUGUGAGAACCCUCCUGUGGAGAGGGCAUUAUUUGUAAGGGACUGAUCCCAGGGCCCCAACCCUGACAGUCUCAAGUA